Coregonus clupeaformis (lake whitefish) is the source of this 585-nucleotide messenger RNA. Its product is annotated as centromere protein F-like. Bases 1 to 585 code for a protein of 194 amino acids. The transcript has 4 exons. Lineage: Eukaryota; Metazoa; Chordata; Actinopteri; Salmoniformes; Salmonidae. Gene Ontology annotation, cellular component: spindle pole; chromosome, centromeric region; nucleus. The record is from RefSeq and is a predicted model, not a curated record. Gene Ontology annotation, biological process: mitotic cell cycle; regulation of G2/M transition of mitotic cell cycle; metaphase chromosome alignment. Gene Ontology annotation, molecular function: dynein complex binding; microtubule binding.
AUGAGCUGGGCAGAGGAGGACUGGACGGUGGGCCUGCCUGGCCGGGCCCUGCAGAAGGUCAAGGAGCUGCAGGUCCAGCAGGAGAGGCUGAACCGAGAGAGACAGCAGAAACAGCUGCAGCUGGACAGCACACAGACCUCCCUCAACAAACAGACUGUCAAGUAUGAGGAGGUGUGCGGGGAGCUGCAGUGUGUACAGAGGGAGUUACAGGGGGCUCGUGAGGAGGUGCAGGCAGGUGUCUGUGCGCAGGAGCGUCUCUCUCAGGAUCUCCAAGUGAAACAGGCCCAGGUGUGUUCACUGGAGGGACAGCUGGGCUCGGCACGAACCCUCACACACACCCUCGAAAAGGAGGUCAAAAGGUUGGAGGCGGAGCUAGAGAAGUUACAGACCACUAGCAGCUCUGGAGAUUCCAUGUUGUUUUCCAACCCAUGCUGGAGUAUGACAUCACCACGGUACCACAAUGGUGGGAGACAGGAGGACAGGCAAGGACAGAGAGAAGAGGGGGACAAUAAAGCACUACACGUCAGAGUGAGUUCAAUACCUAAAACUGAGGCCUUCUCAGCCAACCAGCCACACAUGUUCUGA